AUGUCCAUCACACGGCGACCUCCUCCGGCCUAUGAGUCGUCACUGGCUGGUAUUCAAGCAACAGAUGCGAUCUAUCAUAGGAUAUCCGAAACUGCCUCCGACGUCACCGCACGAGUCCUGAAGGAGUCUUUCAAGAUUCGCCCAUGCUCCGCCCAGGCGUGGAUUGUACCAGCUGGCGCUAUCUGUCGACUCACCACCCCAGAGGGGCCACAAGUGGGUGACUUGAACAUUUGGAACGCCCAAAAUCCCCGCGAACGACUGUGGGCUGCACGUACCCGUCAAAUCCAUGCGUCUCAUGUAUCCAUUGGGGACCGGCUGUGGUCUAAUCUGCCCUAUCUACGACCUCUUGUGAGCAUUACGGGCGACUCGCUGAGCGGCGGUCAGUUGCAUGAUGUGCUCGGUCCUGAUGGGAAGCGUAAACCCGAAAAGGCUUUUCCAAGCACGCAAUUUGGUGGGCGGGUACAUGAUCUGCUUGGAACUCGCUGUGAUCCCUACGUCAACUUGCUGAUGGGAGGCGAGACCUUUGAUUUUCACUGCCAUUCCAACCUAACCCGGUCCGUAGUCCCUUACGGUCUAACAGAGCUCGACGUCCACGACGUGCUUAAUGUCUUUCAAGUCACUGGGCUUGAUGACCAGGGUCGAUACUUCAUGGAGACGUCUCCUGCUCAGCCCGGAGAAUAUUUCGAAUUCUUUGCCGAGGUGGACGUGCUGUGUGCGCUAUCUGCAUGCCCUGGUGGUGACCUUUCCCACUGGGGAUGGGGCGAUAAAGAGGGGAACAUGUCAUCUACAUGUCGCCCAUUAGGUGUUGAGGUAUAUCAAAUAGCGGAUGAAAGGGUGUUGGAAGGUUGGAGACCGCCCCAGAGCCCAGCAUACAAAGGCAUGCACGGGAUGAACAUGCCUCCCCGUCAGCAAGAUGAGUACACUGGCGUGUAA
Molecule: messenger RNA, 933 nt
Organism: Penicillium oxalicum
Lineage: Eukaryota; Fungi; Ascomycota; Eurotiomycetes; Eurotiales; Aspergillaceae
Product: urea carboxylase-associated family protein
Exons: 2
Coding region: 1-933 (310 amino acids)
Source: RefSeq, a predicted model, not a curated record